GUGUAAUGGCGGACAGCGUAAAGUUUUAAAACUGAAAACUUGCAACCAACGAGUGAAAAAGAAAAACAGCUAAAAUGAGAGCAGCGUUUUCUCCGCCCUGUCUUUCCUCCUCGUGUCAGGUGUUCAGAGUCCAGACAGGUGACCCUCAUGUCGCCCAACUGAAAGUGAAACUAAAAGCGAAACAGCUAACGUUAGCUAACGUCAGCUAGCCGCGGGCUGUGACGGGAAACACACGGAUCAGAUUCAGCCUCCUGCAGUCUCACCCUGCACCAAAGGAAAAUGAGGGAAGUGACAGUGUGUGCAUUAUUCAUCCUUCUCUUCGAUGCCGUGCUGUGUGUGGCGCUGUGGGCCGGACUGGUGCUGCUCAAGUGCUCCAGUUAUGGUGGGCUGGAAGGUGUGUGGGCCUUUGGGGCAGUACGUUGGGCCAGUCUCCACGUUUUCACCUCCGUACUGACUGAUGGAAAGCCCCAGGCCGUGCUCCGCAGGUGGGUGGCACUCCUCUGCCUCCUGUCUCCUGUGUUUGAGACUGGACGGGUCUUCAUGGCACCUCCCUCAGAGCCUUACACGGGACCUUCGCCUGACCCCAGCAUGCUGCUCCUGGGCCCCAUGUCGUCGUCACUGGCCUGUGUGAUUUGGGAGAAGGGCCUCUGCGGUGAUUCAAAGCCGAGGAAAGACGACAUUAAACUGAACGCCAGGCGGCUGCUGGUGAGGCUGCUGAAAUACUUCAAACCAGACACCUUUUACCUGAUCGCAGCUUUCACUUUCCUCAUCUUGGGUGUCAUCUGUGAUACAUACAUCCCUCUGUAUCAGGGGAGGGUUAUUGAUAUGCUGAGAGGUGGAGCACAUGAAACCAGCUUCUGUUCUGCAGUGGGACAGCUGGCUCUUAUCUCUCUGGGAAGCGCUCUGUUCUCUGGCUUAAGAGGAGGCAUAUUUAUGUGCACUCUGGCCAGACUGAACAAGAGACUGAAGCACCUGCUGUUUCACACCCUCCUGCAGCAGGAAGUGUACUUCUUCGACGAGAACAACCCCGGCCGUCUUUCCUCCCGCCUGCACUCUGAUGUGGACAGGAUGGGCCGCACGGUCGCGCUGAACGCCAACGCGCUGGUUCGCAGCACAGUCAAAACCUGCCUCAUGCUCAGAGUGAUGUUAGGUCUGUCCUGGGAGCUCACUGUGCUCACCUGCAUCGAGAUGCCGCUGCUGGCCGUCAUUCAGAACAAAUACAUCACCUUGUCCCAGGACCUGAAAGAUCAGAUCCAGGACUGCCAAGCUCAGAACAAAGACCUGGCUUUCCAGACGAUCAGCAAGAUUCAAACGGUCCGAAGCUUCAACGCAGAGAAAGAUGAACUGAGGAGGUAUAACGAGGCUCUGGACCAAAUGUCCGCUGUGAAGACACGUUCAGGAAUCUACAGUGUCGUCUUCGGCUUUAUACGAAGGCUGGUGAGUCUGGGGAUAAAGAUAUUCAUGCUGGUGCAGGCCCGCAGUCUCAUUUCAUCGGGUCACCUCAGUAUCGGUAGUCUCGUUUCCUUCUUCUUGUACCAGAAGCCCAUGUCAAACAACCUAAGGGAGAUUAUGUAUUGCUACGGAGAUACUUGGUCCACAGUCGGCGUCAUUUCCAAAGUGUUCAGUUACCUUGACAGAACACCAAAGUGUAAGGCGCCGGGACAGUUGGCUCCUGAGAAACUGAAGGGAAGCAUUGUUUUCCAAAAUGUCACCUUCACGUAUCCCUCAGCGUCUGAGGAUAAACCAGCUCAGCCGGCUCUAAAGUCCGUCUCUCUGGAACUUCAGCCGGGGAAGAUGACGGCCCUGGUGGGUCCCUCCGGCAGUGGGAAGACUUCCUGUGUCAGCCUGCUGAAGAGGCUGUAUGAACCUCAGGACGGAGAGAUCCUGCUGGAUGGAGAACCGCUGCACCAUUACAAACACAAAUACCUCCAUCAGAAGAUGGCCCUGGUAUCCCAGAAUCCUGUGCUGUUUUCUGGAUCACUGAGAUACAACAUUGAGUACGGCCUGAAGGACUGCACCAUGGAGAAGGUGAAGGAAGCUGCGAAGAGGGCCAAGGCAGACGACUUCAUCUCUGAGCUGAAGGACGAAUAUGACACAGACAUCGGGGAAUGUGGUGGCAGACUCUCUGAUGGGCAGAGGCAGUGCAUCGCCAUCAUCAGAGCUCUGGUUCGAGAGCCGCAGGUCAUCAUACUGGAUGAGGCCACCAGCAAACUGGAUGUUGAAGUGCAGCAUACUGUGCUGCAGGAGGUUCUGGCGUGCGGUCGGACCGUCCUGGUGGUGGCUCAUCAGCUGAAGACUGUGGAGAAAGCAGAUCACAUCAUCUUCAUGGAGAAGGGGGAAGUUGUGGAGGAGGGGACGCACCAAGAGCUCAUGGCCAAGAGAGGACGCUACCAUCGUUUGAAAGAGGAACUGUUCCUUUAACUCCGCUGAGAAAAGCUUUCUGCGGCGAUUUUAGGUGCCAUAAGUGAUUGGAAUGCUAAGAAAAAAAGUCGUCCUGACCUGGUGACCCUCCUGUUUUUCAUCUAAUAAGAAUCUGUUGAUACAAAAAGGAUCUAGUUCAUGAAGGGGUUUCAUCUGUCUGUUUCAUAGGUGCAACAUGUGUGUGUAAAUGAUGUUUAUGUCUUAGAAGGCUCAACAGUUUGAUGUCAUCACACAGACAAAGGUGACAUUAGAAAUAACUGACACUUUAAUGCUCCUCAAAGUGCAGCUCACAGGUCAGUGGUGGCCCUCAGAAACAUUUUGUGCAGCUCGCGAUCAUGACAUGAAAUGCAUGCAUUAUAUUUUAAUCAACCACAGUCCAUUUCAGUUCUGACAUUUAAUACACUCCUAAACUGCCCCCCUCACAGGCGUCUGUCAGGUUAUACCGGCCCCACACACAACAACUUCUCACAAACUUCCAGUGAUGGAGUGAAUUCAUGAGUUUGUCUCACAGCUGUCUGACAUUAUUCUACGUUUUUAGUCUUGGCCUCGUGCAAAUACUGAAGUUCAAUGACGUGAACAUUGUCUGGAACCAACAGCUGCUCUCUCCAGCACCAAACAGGAAGCAGUAAACCAGGUAGACAGUAAACAUGGAGGGACUCUAGGGAGACGCAAGAAUGUGACCAAGUCUCAGUUUCUUGUUUUGAGGAAAAGAAGGAGAACCUGGUGGAGUUGUGAGUGAGCAGGAGUCUGUGUUUAAUGUGGCGUAUUUCUGAUCCACCAACCAGCACUUAUUGUAGUGAGAAAUAUUAACAGUUGGCCUCUCAGUCCCCCAGUCUCCUCCCACUGACAUAGCAAAGCUAACCAACGGAGGCUGGCAGUGAGCUGAGGCAACAACAUCCAAAAUGUAAGGUUUGUACACAAAUACAGUUUGUCUGCAUGGAGUGUGUUGAUGCAGAGUUUACAAGAAUACUGUCCACACGUGGAGACUUUUAUCUUUUAUCUUAUUUUACUAGAGUUAUGUGUUUUUGGAGACACAUAAGGAAUUCCUAAUGUUAUGUUUUAUCAAAGGGAGUUUUUAAAGUCUCCCAGUGUGUGGUAAGCAUCAAGGAUGACAACUUGUAGUGGCUCCUACCGUUGCAGGAGUUAGGGUUAGGGUUAACUGUAGUUAACUACAGUUAGCUGCAGUUAGCUACAGUUAGCUGCAGUUAGCUACUGCUCACACUGUAGUCAGACUGUAGUCAGACUGUAGCAGCAGAAGCACUUAACGUAUUAACAUGCUGUUUCUUUGCCUUGUUGUUUGUGACGUCAAGUUUCAGUGAGACGAAGUUAUGCAGUAAUUUACACUGUGGGAGAAAAAUGAUCUUUGCUACGACAGGUAACCACGCACCACCAAGUGAAAUGAUCACUAGCAACUGUUUUCAUGAUACACGCCAGUUCUGCUGAAACAUGGUGUGCUGCAGUUUUGUGUGUGGUUUGUCAUGUUGUUCUCCUGCUGUGGGUACAAUCGAAGCCAAACACUGUCCUGUCCAUGUCACUACUUUCAAAUGUAUUAAAAACUGAAAGUUAUUUAAGUGUUA
This is a messenger RNA of Epinephelus fuscoguttatus (brown-marbled grouper), 3998 nucleotides long. RefSeq names its product transporter associated with antigen processing, subunit type t, teleost specific (gene tap2t). Lineage: Eukaryota; Metazoa; Chordata; Actinopteri; Perciformes; Serranidae. Gene Ontology annotation, cellular component: membrane. The transcript has 12 exons. Bases 280 to 2421 code for a protein of 713 amino acids. Gene Ontology annotation, molecular function: ABC-type oligopeptide transporter activity; ATP hydrolysis activity; ATP binding. The record is from RefSeq and is a predicted model, not a curated record. Gene Ontology annotation, biological process: transmembrane transport.